Messenger RNA from Punica granatum (pomegranate), 1040 nucleotides. Lineage: Eukaryota; Viridiplantae; Streptophyta; Magnoliopsida; Myrtales; Lythraceae. The record is from RefSeq and is a predicted model, not a curated record.
CGUUAGCGUCAAAUGAAAUCGCCCAAUUCCUCCGUCUUCAGCUCGAAAGAAUCUGUUUGAUCGCCCCAAAGUUCGAAGAAUCAGUCGAGUAAGAGCGAGGUAGAUCAUCGAUGGCGGAAACGGUUGCCGGCGCCGGUAAGAGGACGGUGCAGGUGCUCGACACGGAAGAGGACUUGGCGGUGGCUCUCGCCAAGUACACCGCCGAUCUCUCCGCGAAAUUCGUAAAGGAGAGAGGAGCCUUCACCGUCGUCUUGUCCGGGGGCUAUCUCAUCGACUGCCUCAGGAAAUUAGUGGAACCGCCGUAUGCGGAUUCAGUCGAAUGGUCCAAGUGGCGUGUCUUUUGGGUAGAUGAGAGAGUUGUCCCGAAAGAUCACGUUGAUAGUAACUACAAACUUGCUUAUGACGGAUUCCUCUCAAAGGUACCGAUUCUUCCAGGCAAUGUCUAUGCCAUUAAUGAUGCACUCUCGGCAGAGGGUGCAGCAGAUGAUUAUGAGACCUGCAUUAAGCAACUAGUGAAGAGCAAUGUGGUGGCUUUAUCAACAUCUACUGGGUUUCCAAAAUUCGACCUCAUGCUUCUAGGCAUGGGCCCGGAUGGGCAUGUGGCAUCGUUGUUCCCGGGCCAUCCACUUGUCAAGGAGAAGGAGAGAUGGGUCACUUUCAUCGAGGACUCGCCAAAGCCGCCUCCACAAAGAAUCACUUUCACAUUCCCGGUAAUCAACUCAUCUGCAUUCAUUGCUAUGGUGGUUGCAGGGCCUGGUGAGGUCGAUGCAGUCCACACUGCACUGGGAAAUAGUCAGAGUCCGAAUACAUUGCCGGUUCAAAUGGUUCUGCCGGAAGAGGAGUUGGCCUGGUUUUUGGACAAGCAGGCUGCUUCAAAGCUGUAGGGUGGGCAUAUCAGUUUCUGUUGUCUGUUUUUGGGUUGUCAUGUGGUAUUGCAAUCACCCAUAUAUUUCGGAGUGUACAACUUUUGUGACUCGGAACUUCUGAGGUAUGUAAGUCCUGUUUUAUAUCGACUGUGAUGCAUGUAACUUAACCUAUUC